Molecule: messenger RNA, 1968 nt
Organism: Plasmodium vinckei vinckei
Lineage: Eukaryota; Apicomplexa; Aconoidasida; Haemosporida; Plasmodiidae
Product: conserved Plasmodium protein, unknown function
Exons: 1
Coding region: 1-1968 (655 amino acids)
Source: RefSeq, a predicted model, not a curated record
AUGAACGAGUCAUACAUAAAACUAAUCAUAUCAAAUAGUAGUAAUCACAAAAAUAGCGAAGAUGCCUUUAAUUAUAUGUGCCAAGAAAUUUAUAAUAAACCCAAUGAUGAAAUAUCCAAAGAGCCACUUGGUGAAUUACUCUAUAUAGGAAUAUUAAUUCAAAGAAAUGAUAAAACUUGUAAUAAUAUAAAAUAUGUAAAAAAUUGGAUUGAUACUUGUAAAAAUUUAAAUAUCCAUCCUGAUAUCACUUUUAAUGAAAAUAAUUCGGAAAUAUCGACUUUGGCACAUAAAUUCCAACUAUUACAUGAACAUAAUUUGAACGAUGAUUUUAAGGUUGCAUGUAAGAGGUUGAUAAUUAAAAAAAAAACACAAGAUGAAAAAGGUAGCAAUAAAACUGAUUGCAAUAAAACGGAUUGCAAAUUGGAUGCUGAUAAUAAUCAAGACAAAAUACAUGAGUUAGAUCAGGCUAACAAUCCACACACUAAUGAUAUAGAGAUAAAAGAAAAUGCAUCAGGUGAUAUAAAUUUUGUCAAUAUUGAUACUAAUUCAAUCGAAUUAAACCAAAUAGAAGAAAAAAAUAAUAAUAUAUACUUUUUUAUUAACAGUUCAUAUUAUGAUAUAGAAGGAAUAAUAUAUCUUAUAGAAUUUCCUUUAUCAAUUUCUCAAAAAUAUAUUAACAAAAAAUUAAAUUUAAAAAUAAAAAUUAAUGAAAAUAAUAUUAUCGAAAAACAAAAACAUAAUAAUUUUUUAACUGAAAAAAAUGCAAAUGAUUUAAAAAAUAUUUUUAAUUAUCCAUCCCCAUUAUUAAAUAAUAUAAAUUGGUCUUCUACAUUCACAUCCGGAUUUUCACAAGAAAAAAAAAAAUCAAACAAUAAUAAAAACACUAUAGAAGAAUAUAACAAUGAUCAAAAUUAUAAUCAACCAAAUAAUGAUAGUGAUGACGAUGAAGAGAAUGAUAAUGAAAAUAAUUAUAUCGAUACAGAAAAAAAUUUUCCAUUACAUGUUAAUUUACAUAAUAUUUGUAUGUCUUUAGAUAAAUAUGAUGAAUUUAUGCAAAGUUCAAAUAAAAAUAACAAAAGUUAUAAACAAAUAAUUUUACAUAAACCUAUUAUAGUUGUUAAACCAUUAAAUAUAAAAUGCAAAAUAGUAGAUCAUUAUUUAUAUGUGGAAAUUGAAAAUAUUACGAAAAAUCAUAAAAUACAAAUUUUUGAAUUAUUUUCAAAAUCAAUUAAUAUUGAUAAUAAUAUAUUCCCAUUUUCAUUAUUUCCUGAAGAUACCUAUUCAUUUUAUUUUCCGAUUAUAAAUUUUGUAGAGACAAUCACAUUAAAUAGUGUAAAGAUAGACUCAAAAUAUAAUAUAAAAAAAAACUUACGAGAAUAUAACAAUAAAAAUAUGAUUGAUUCACCUGUUCUUUCUUGUAAUGAAGAUGAAAGAAAUAACAUUCAUCAUAAAUAUACUCAACAAAAUAAUAUUAUACAAAAAUAUAAAAAUGGUAAUGAAAUACUAACACUUCGUAUUAAUAAUGAUAAAACUAUUAUUUCAUUAUCUUUAAAAUGGUGUAUUGAUAAUUCAUUAAAUAAUUAUAUAUGGUCACAAUAUUUCUUAGAAGAAGAAAUCCCUUCUCAAAAUUUAUUCGAUUUAGAAGUUUCUUUUGUUAAAGAAAUUAAUUUUUCAUCUAUAUUAAUAGCUAUUUUUAAUUUUUAUAAUAAUUCAUAUGAAGAUAUUGAUUUAACUAUUAAAAUACAAGACCCAACCAAUAAUAUUACAAAUAAAAUACAUUCAUCACUUAUAUCAUUUAAUUCCAUAAUUGAAGUUGGGGUUAUUAAACCUCACCAACGUAAGGCAGUUAGUGUUAAAUUAUUAGCUAUUAUGUUGGGCGCUCAUAAUGUACCCUUUGCAAAAAUAUUCAACAAAUUUAAUGGAAAAUCAUAUUUUGUUGAUCUUGGCUCAAUUAUUGUAACAGAGUAA